AGAAAUAUGUAAUUCUCGUCCUAACUCGAUGAUCCCUUCAAUAUCAAGGAGUUGGAGUGUUGACUUUAUAAGCAAGAUCCAUGCACCGGAACCUACGCCACUGUAGGCACCAGCUGGUAGGAAUGAAAACAUCCAAACUGCGCCUACUCCUCUAAUCGUCAUGGCCACCGUUGCCACCAACAAACAUGUUUCGAGCCGAGUUUGCCGAACCUGAUGUAGUAUUAUUUGGUCGUCAUUUAUUGAGUACACAACCGCUAGGUCGGAUCCUCAUAUCUGCGCUUAAGCUCUUGAUUCUUGUUGUUCCGUAACCGGAAGGUCAAAAAUCCGAACCAUGACCAUCACUAACCUUUUUAUAAUCCUGAACCUGGGGUGCGAGAUGUUAUACGUAAUUGAUCAGCGUCUGAAAGCGCAAGCGAUUCCAUUGGAUAAAUCGGCACAAGUCUUACGAGAAAUCACCGAAGUAUUACUGGAUCCUAAAUUUCUUCACUACAUUUCUACCGCCUACCAACAUAACAUGCUCACGGUUCAACAAACAAGGAUUCUCCUUACUGACAUUGCCUGUUGUUCAUUGAUGCGCCUUGAUGUGAAUUCUAUGGAUAAAUUGUGGGAUUUGAUGAUCAUGAUUUUCAAAUGGCAAAUGUAUUUAACAAACAAAAGUGCACAAGCUAUGAUGGAUCUCACAUUUCGUCAUCUUGAUGGAAUUGGUAGGCUUAUUCCUGAGAUGAAGAAACAAAUAUUGAUUGAUAACGUCAAGAAAUCUUUGAUUGAAAUGUGGGAACCUCUGUGUGAAGAUGAUCAAACAAUUGUUCAUCGUCGUGUUUACAAAUGGUUGAAGCCAUACACAACCAAAAUAUCUAUACUUAUUCGUAUGGGUUUACAAAAGUCCGAUGGUGAAUUUGAAUCCGCAGUACACAAUAAUGUAUUCUAUAACUAUUACAUCCACAAUAUUGGUGAAAAUAUAUACUCCAAAACAGCCAACCUUCAGGUACUGAAAAGCCAAAUAGAUCAAUCUGAAAAUGAAUCUAUGGCAGCUAGUUUAGCUAUGAAAAGUCAUGAAAUAGAUACUCUCGUACAACAGUUAAAUAUUCAACAUACUUGCGAAAGAUUUAAUGAACCUGAAUCGAGUACAUCGAAAGUAAAAACAGCUGAACCCAUCCAUAGCGGUUUACAUGAAAUAGUAAUUAAUCAUAAUACAGAAUUAGAUACUAAAAAUGAAAAUGUAACCGAUAAUACUAAAUUAAAAGAAAUAAGCGAAGAAUCUAAUUUGACAAAAUUUAUGAAAAAGAUUAAAAUAGACGAAAGUGAUUUUAUUGUCAAACAAGCAGUCGAAGCAAAUCCAAACGAACAAUUACUAGAAAUGUUUGAUCAAAACCUUGAUGUAUAGUGUAAUAAUUUUAUUAUUUUAGAUUCGUUCAUUAUCGUGCAUCCAAGAGCAUUUGACAGUUGUGAUUGGCAGCAGAUUGACAGUUAAUUUCUUGCACCAUUUUGCAAUUCAAAAGCAUUACAAUGCAGCAUUGCAUUGCUUCACCAUUAGACAGAAAAUACAUAAUUGGGACAUUCAAUUUCUCCAAAAGAUAUCAAAUUUAAAUUUUAUAAGCAUAAGUCAUUAAAGUUUGAUAUACUCAAACAAUAU
Messenger RNA from Aedes aegypti (yellow fever mosquito), 1633 nucleotides. RefSeq names its product protein OSCP1 (gene OSCP1). Lineage: Eukaryota; Metazoa; Arthropoda; Insecta; Diptera; Culicidae. The record is from RefSeq and is a predicted model, not a curated record. The coding region runs from base 332 to 1384 and encodes 350 amino acids. Gene Ontology annotation, cellular component: cytoplasm; plasma membrane. Gene Ontology annotation, biological process: transport. The transcript has 2 exons.